Polychytrium aggregatum is the source of this 639-nucleotide messenger RNA. Its product is annotated as 60S ribosomal protein L11. The coding region runs from base 38 to 571 and encodes 177 amino acids. Lineage: Eukaryota; Fungi; Chytridiomycota; Chytridiomycetes; Polychytriales. Gene Ontology annotation, cellular component: cytosolic large ribosomal subunit; ribosome. Gene Ontology annotation, molecular function: structural constituent of ribosome; RNA binding. Gene Ontology annotation, biological process: translation. The record is from RefSeq and is a predicted model, not a curated record. The transcript has 3 exons.
UUUCCACCGAGCCAAUUGGUUUUGAUAGUUUGCAAAAAUGACCGAAGCCGGCACCAACUCAUCCAACCCCAUGCGAGAGCUCCGCCUCGAGAAGCUCUGCAUCAACAUCUGUGUCGGCGAGUCCGGUGACAGACUCACCCGUGCCGCCAAGGUUAUUGAGCAGCUCACUGGCCAGACCCCCGUCUUCUCCAAGGCCCGUUACACCGUCCGUACCUUCGGUAUCCGCCGUAACGAAAAGAUUGCCGUCCACGUCACCGUCCGUGGCCCCAAGGCCGAGGAGAUUCUCGAGCGCGGCCUCAAGGUCAAGGAAUACGAGCUGAACAAGCGCAACUUCUCCGAGACCGGCAACUUUGGUUUCGGUAUCCAGGAGCACAUUGACCUGGGUAUCAAGUACGAUCCCAGCAUUGGUAUCUACGGUAUGGACUUUUACGUCUGCAUGGGCCGCCCUGGCUUCCGUGUCCACCGCAAGAAGGCCAAGGCUGGUCGCAUCGGCUUCAACCACCGUGUCACAAAGGAUGAGACCAUCGCCUGGUUCAAGAAGAGAUUCGACGGUAUUGUUCUUAACAAAUAAGCGCUCUUCUUCAGUUGGAUGCUAGGGCAGCUUUUGUCAAUAAACAAACAGUACAUGUAGUCUCUGGA